Molecule: messenger RNA, 4580 nt
Organism: Drosophila obscura
Lineage: Eukaryota; Metazoa; Arthropoda; Insecta; Diptera; Drosophilidae
Gene: 5-HT2B
Product: beta-3 adrenergic receptor
Exons: 7
Coding region: 510-3305 (931 amino acids)
Biological process (GO): chemical synaptic transmission; G protein-coupled receptor signaling pathway, coupled to cyclic nucleotide second messenger
Cellular component (GO): membrane; dendrite
Molecular function (GO): G protein-coupled serotonin receptor activity; neurotransmitter receptor activity
Source: RefSeq, a predicted model, not a curated record
UGUUUUUCUUUUUAAAAUUUAAAUUUUAUUUACCAAAAUUAUUAUUAUAUAAUACCAAGACAACACGAAAAGUUAAGGAGGAGGAACAGACUGGAAUCAACUGGAAAUGGCCAUUUGUUGUUGUUCUGGUUUGAGCACAAACUUCCGGCAAUUUCGUGGCAUAAAAUGUUUGCGACCAAUAUCCGUUUGGUUGUCGUUGCUGCUGUAAACGUAUUCGUUGUCGUUGGGCCCUAAGCCAGCCAGAAGCAGAGAAGCACAGACGACUCCUGUUCUUCCACCUAUUUGCCGUUGGCCCCGCACCCCGUGCUCAUUUCCGGGGCUGUCGUUUCCGCCAUUUUACAUUUGCAAUUCGAAUUGGCGCGCGAACGUUUUUUUCCCCAUUCUGGUUGCAUAUGCGUGGGCUAAUUAGCAUGCGGCAUUGCCACCGACAACAACGGCAGCAGCUAGACCCGCAAUCAGAGUAGAGUACACAAAAGGACUAAUAACCCGCGUUGGGCUGGGCUGAGAACAUGGAGGAGGAUGUGUAUGCCUCUCUGGGAUCCUACAACGACAGCGGUGGCGGCGGCGACGAUGGCUGGAGCAGUGCGGAAACUACUGCGGAGCAGCUGCAGAACCUGCUGCUCUGGGAGGACGAGGGCCCGUUCGGGAACCUCAGCAAGCGGCCCAAUCAGAGUCAGCAGCAGUGGAAUGCGACCAAUGCCACCGGAGGGCCAAAUCCCAUUGAUUCCCCGUUCGACGCCAACAACUACUGGGCCCUGCUCGCCCUCGUGCUGGUCCUGGGCACAGCGGCCGGCAACAUCCUUGUUUGCCUGGCCAUCGCCUGGGAGCGGCGUCUGCAGAAUGUGACAAACUACUUUUUAAUGUCGUUGGCCAUCACGGAUCUGAUGGUCGCUAUGCUGGUGAUGCCGCUGGGCAUUCUUACCCUGGUGAAAGGAUACUUUCCGUUGGGGUCCGAGCACUGUUUGACCUGGAUCUGCCUGGAUGUCCUUUUCUGCACGGCCAGCAUAAUGCAUCUGUGCACCAUCUCCGUGGACCGUUAUUUAUCGCUCCGUUACCCGAUGAGAUUUGGUCGGAAUAAAACGCGACGAAGAGUCACCCUGAAGAUUGUUUUCGUUUGGCUUUUGAGCAUUGCCAUGAGUUUGCCUCUCAGUUUGAUGUAUUCCAAGAAUCAUGCCUCGGUGCUAGUGAAUGGGACUUGCCAGAUACCGGAUCCGGUCUACAAGCUCGUCGGGUCCAUUGUUUGCUUCUACAUUCCGUUGGGCGUGAUGCUGCUGACAUAUUGUCUGACCGUGCGAUUGCUGGCCCGGCAGCGCCAGAAUUUGGGCGGUGGCCACCAGACGGCAGCCGCCACACCCGGCUGGGCCAGCGGGUGGCUGGGGCAGGCUCCAGCCUUGGAACGACGAUGCACUUGGCGUCGUCUGCUGAAACCGGGCCCAGGUCACGCGUCCUCCGUGCUGCACGCCCACUCGGCCAAUUCAACGGAUACGGAUCUUAGCACCUUGGACAAUCACGAGCUCUGGCUGCCGGACUCCAGCAUCAAGGAGCCGACGCCGACCACAAUGACAGCACUGCAUCAAUUCGGAGCCGAGAUGCUGAAGCUCUCACGAGGCCUCGAGUCGGUGGGCUCCUCCUCCACCACAGGAUCGCCCACCAAGUCCGAAUUUUCCAUAUCGAACCACCUACAGUUCCCCAGCAGCCCCCAGCGCUAUGCAACCCAUCAUCAGCCGCCGCAGCCACAGCAUCUGCAGGGGAGCGCCUACCACCAGCAGACCUCGCCCAAGGGUCGGCACGGAACCACAAUUCUGGGACUGUCAACCACAACCCUGGGAAUAGAGCGAGAAAGCACCCGGAACUCCUUGGCCAGCAGCCGCCUGGGAGGAGACCAGAGCGACGGCACACUCUCUCAGCUGUCGCAACGCCUGCGAGCGUACAAGAAUCGUCGUCGGGCCUCGUCUGCAGUUCCGGGGCGUGAACGCCGCGCUGGCAUCGACGACGCGGAUGAGGAUCCGGACACCCCAACAACGACGCUGAGGCGCCACAAACGGCACAACAGUUUGCCCAAGAAUGCGCUCUACACAAGACACACCACCGUACAGGAGAGCAUCGACGACGACGAUGUCGGCGAGGAGGAGACCACGGCGCACAGUGAUCGACGGUCGAGGUUGAGGUCGACAGCGACUGGCAAGGGCUGUCACUCGGAUACCGAGUUGGAUCCACCGCAGGCGAAGCAGUGCCACGUUGGAGGCCCAAGCCACCAGUCGGACUACCUGCAGCUGCCCUCCGUGUGCACGUGCCCCUACUUCGGAGAUCGGCCGCUGCAGAACUGUGUGAAGACGGCCGAGGUAAAGAUCAUUUCAUCCGCCUUCCGGGUGACCACGACCACAACGGCGGUGAGUAGUUCCCCAAGUGAAAUGGAACUGCUUCUCUGCAGCAGCGGCAAUAAAAAGGCCCUCACCUCCAGUGUGAGUGCGGGCAUAGCCGGACCAGGAGGCACUGCAGCAAACGGAGGAGGAGGAGUCCCGCCCUCUGGCGCCUCAACCCUUAGUCCUCACUCUGCCUCUACCCAGAACCAGAACCAGAACCAGAACCAAAGCAGCUCAUUGACGGUCCAGAGCGAUGGAAGCGGCUACCUAGCUGCUCCGGGAACCCCCUGCCCCGGGAGGCGCAAGCUGAGCAUCUCGAAGACGGCUUCGGUGGUCACUUGGGAUGCCAGCCGACAUCGCCGGCGGGGAAGCAGCUUCGGAGGGGUCCGGACCUCGCUGCUGCUGACUCCGACCAAGACGGCAGCAGCGUCCACUGCAUCAACGCCACUGCGGCGCUCGGCCACCCUGCGCAGCCACCAGAAUAUGAACUACCAGGCCGGGACGGAGUGCGGUGGCGGUGGCGGGGGCGGGGGCGGCGGAAAGACCAGGGCGACCACUUCAUCGCCAUGCAUGCUGCAGCGGCAGCAGACUGUUCGCUCUCACCAUUCCAGAAACUCCAGUGUGAUCUCGAGAAACUCGUCGCGUCACGGCCGAAUCAUACGGCUGGAGCAGAAGGCCACCAAGGUCCUGGGCGUCGUUUUCUUCACAUUCGUCAUUCUGUGGUCCCCCUUCUUCGUGCUCAACCUGCUGCCGACGGUGUGCGGCGAGUGUGAGGAGAGGAUCAGCCACUGGGUCUUUGACGUGGUCACCUGGCUGGGCUAUGCCAGUUCCAUGGUCAACCCCAUCUUCUACACCAUCUUCAACAAGGUCUUCAGGCAGGCAUUCAAGAAGGUCCUGCUGUGCCGCUAUUCCAGCACGAGCGCCUGGAGACCGAGCAGAUAGCAGACGCCCGUUAAGCCAAGCAAACUCAAGGCGAAGCCCCAGAAAUGCCCCAGCGUGGACUUUCAGGAUUCCAUUGCAUUGCAGGCGCCAGAAGGACCAGGGCCCGCAGGUCAACGACGCCAGCGGGCAGCCCCUGUGGGCGUCCUCAAGAGAAAGGGGGCAGUGGGAAGCAACAGAUAAACCCACAACCAGGGAAAGAGUGCUUCACCCAGUCCGUUUUGUCUGCGGUCCACCGCACAACGUGUCGUAUACACAAUUUGUGGUUCGCUGUCGCUCCACUUGUCCCCAUUCUUGGCACAUACUCGUACACCUCCGAGUCUGUUUUGCGUGUGUGUGUGUGUGUGUGUGUGUACUAAAUGUCCUCGAGGCUUAAGCGCUUAUGUCCCUCUAAUUAAUUUCAAAUUCAAUUUGCAUGCCAUUGAAGACACAUGUCCGGUCAGCAGUGUAAGGCUGUUAGGGGGAGGGCAAGAUAGUUUCAUCAAUUGAAAAUUCCAGGAGGCUUAGGCAUCCCGCAGGUAGUGGAAUAGCAAACAUAACCUUCUCCGACUGCGGGUAUCUUGAAAAUUAAGUUCGACUUGAAUAAUACGAACAGUAUUCUGGUACCAAAGUGCCAAGAGUGUACGAAAAAUCCAUUUCUUCUUUUAAAUAAAUUCCUACAAAGUUGAAUCCACAAACACAUGUUACUACGACCUGGAAGAUUGCAUUGAAACUACGAAAAAAUGUAACCCUCAGAUAGAAAUAUUUGUAUAUAUUUUCGAGCAACAUCUCCUUGAUUGUUCCCUAGCACCCAGAUACUAUGAGAGUCAGAACAGCCGCGUUUGUUGUACAGACUCCUGUGCACUGUGCACACACAUACGUUGGGAUUUAAAAAUUCAUAUAUUUAAACUGAAUUGUGGGUAUUUUCUUAAAGGGCACGAGUUCCAUUCCGGCUGGUCUUAUACAUAAGACUCCCCUCGAUAGGUGAUAUUCGAUAGAGGCAGGCAAUUAUGCCGUGAAUUUAUGUGAAAUGUUCUAUCCGCAAAUGCACGAAAAUCGUAUACCAAAUCAUUUAAGGAGCCGACACGUACACAAAUCCAGGGGAAUUUGUGACUUUUGUUGUUUGUUCGUUCGUGUGCUUGAUGGCGGUGUGGCUCGUGUUGUUUUUGUUGGCCUAGCAGAUUGCUAUUUUUAUUUGAAAAGUUCAUUCAUUUUGUUUUAUUUCUGUGGGUAAAUGAAAAAUUUCAGCUGGUCACGUAAGAGCUUGGACCGGACGGACCCUUGAGGCGGUCAGGAUGC